Molecule: messenger RNA, 4428 nt
Organism: Physcomitrium patens
Lineage: Eukaryota; Viridiplantae; Streptophyta; Bryopsida; Funariales; Funariaceae
Product: putative serine/threonine-protein kinase PBL23
Biological process (GO): protein phosphorylation
Molecular function (GO): protein kinase activity; ATP binding
Source: RefSeq, a predicted model, not a curated record
GAGUCUCACGGCCUUGGUAGAGCCAGCGUUGGCGUGUCCAGUCGCCUCAUUCAUUAUAGCGGGUCUCCCUCGUCUUCCUCGUCUGCUUGCUGCUUCUGGAGCCUCCUGGGAUUCAAUACCAAGACAGAAGAACGAACUCAAGCAAAGCUUCAGUUGCAGUAGUAGUACUCUCGUAGCCAUCAUCUUCUCAAUCCCAACGCCAUCGUGUGGAGACUCCUCCCCCUCCCUCCCUCCGUUCUUCUUCUAAUUCUUCUUCCUCUCCUCUUCCUCCUGGAGCUAUACAAUUGCGCUUCUGUCGCCAACGGGAUCAUUGCUUGCUCAGGGCGGAGGAGCAUCCGAACAUCGGAUUCUUUGUUUUGCGAGGUUUUGCUGGAGUCUUUUAAGGGAGUGGUGGUAUUGGUAGAAGCGGGAGACUGAGACGAGGUGGAGUGCGCACGGAGCGUAAUUUCUGUAGGCGUGUGUAGGGAGUCUGGACGGACAAUCUUGACAAGCUGCAUUUCGAACCCAGUCUAAUUUGAACCACCUUGGAAUGGGAUCUUUGGUACAGUGGUCGCCUGCAAUAUGUCGAUGUUCUCAAUGUCUACAGUUUACGGAAUGCUUGAUGUUGAAGUCUAAGUUUGCGGUCACUUUGGGAGUUGGUCGCUACUUCAACAGAGUGCUUUCAAAGUGACCCAGCGAACGUCUACCAUAGCGUCUUUGAUUCAGCACUACAAUGCUGUAUGUUGUUUUAGGAUUUGGAAAAGGAUCGACAGGAACAAUAAGUGGAGAACUGAUCGGACUUGAAGAUCAUCAAUCAAUCUUGGUCGCUAAUCCAUCAGUUGAGGCUUCUAGAUGCCCCAACGCCUUAGGGAUCGGGAAUUCCUCUUACAUUUUGUUCCCUCGUUUCUGGAAUCUCAUGUUGAAUCCCAGUGUUAUUGCAUAUGGUCAACAUCCUGGUCAGGAUUAGCGGACUUAGUUGCGCUUCAAUGUUUAAUAGGCAUCGGAAGUGGCUGAAGAAGGACGCUCAUGUUUGGUAUUUCAAACUACUGUCCUCCGACAUGCAAACUGCAUCACUGUUUGCAGGUGAAGGAACGGUUGCUUGGGGAUAUUUUGGUGAAUUUAACUGUAGAGAAUUGAACUGGGAUGAUCUGGUCUUCAAGGGACAAGGAGGCCUACGAUCAACGCUUAAAGCUAGCGAAGCGGUGGAUCUAUCAGCAUUAGAUAUCUCAACCUUGAGAAGUAAUACACUGGUGAUAGUGAUGGCAUGGGACCGACACCAAUGACAUAGCUGUCAAGCCGAAAUUCUUGGAAGUUAAUUCUGUUAACUUAUUCAACAGCUAUGCCUUGGUGGCCGUCGCAUGUUUUGAUCGUAGGGUUAUGUCUUCUCAGCUUCUUCGUUUGGCCUCUGGAUGGGUGCGAUGGACGGCAGCCAUCACUUUCAGUUGGUUUUGCUCCUCUGAUACCUGGAAGGCGGCUGCUUUCCAAUCUGGUUAAUCCUGUCUCAACUCCUCUAGAAUCGCUGGUACCGACACCAAUACACGUCACUUACACAACCCCUCCUGCAUCCUCCGACACUGUUCCAGGAACACAUGUGGCUAGCUACACUGCUCAAGCUGUCUCACCUUCGCCAGUACCUUUGACUCUUGUUCCUGGUCCUGCUUCGUCCCCGCUGAAUCUACCUCCUAGUCCCACUGUUCGACCGCCAGCUUUAGUUCCAGCAUCAGCACCGCCAAGUUUCCAGGAUGGACCGGGACCUGUACUGCCGCCAAUUAAUGCUACUGCUCCUUCUCCUACUCCUUCCGGUUGCUGUGCUGUCAAUAUGAUCGCUAGACCCGGAUCAAAGGCUUCUGAUUGCGAGUGUGUCUACCCUAUUAAGGUUGUUUUUGAGAUGGAGAAUGCCUCUAGUGCUUUCACGAACUUGACAUCCCAAUUUCAACACGAGUUAGCAUCUCAACUUGAACUCAUAGACAUACAAGUGCAGAUUCAAGCAUUCCAGUUUGGUAGCAAUUUUUCUCUCAACAUGGUCGUCAAUAUUGGGCCUCUUAUAGGUUUAGCCUUCACACUUGACAAGAUUGACAGUAUCAACAAGACUCUCAGCUCCCAUUCGGUGAAGUUCAGCAGUAUUCUGUUCAGCAAUUACACCGUCGUGAGUGUCACAGCGUUUCUGCCUCCUCCUCCGCCAAUUGGUAGUUUUGUGCCUAAAACUGCACCAACUUCACCACCUCCAUUUCAAGAUCGGAACUCUACUACUGGUGGAAAUUUGCCUUCUUCUGGUAUUCGUUGGCAUCCAUGGAAAAUAGGUGUAAUUGCAGGUGCUGGCACAAUAUGUCUACUUUUAAUAUACAUUACCUGGAGGGUUUUUCGGAAAAAGAAGAACGUCAAGAACCCUGAAUCUUCCAACAAAGCUGCAGCAGUGGCCGCAGUGUCCAAUCCUCCUGGUACGUCUUCAACGAGAAUGGUUACGACUCGUGAGAAGUCAUUUCCUAGGCCUUCAAAUACCAGAGAUUUUUCUUAUGAAGAAUUGCAGGAAGCAACCAAUGAUUUUUCUCCAGAAUGCUUCAUAGGUGCAGGGGGGUUUGGAAAAGUUUACAAAGGAGUUUUGAGGGAUGGUACAGAAGUGGCCAUAAAGAAGCUGACAAGUGGAGGUAAUCAAGGAGACAAGGAGUUUAUGGUGGAGGUAGAGAUGCUAAGCCGACUGCAUCACCGGCACUUAGUCAAACUGCUGGGGUUUUAUUGCUCACUCGAACCUCUACAGCAACUGCUAUGCUACGAGCUAAUACCGAAUGGAAGUCUUGAAUCGUGGCUGCAUGGACCUUUAAGUUUAUCGCGUGGUCCUCUGGAUUGGAAUACACGCAUGAAAAUAGCUUCGGGAGCUGCACGGGGUUUGGCCUACUUACAUGAAGAUUCUCAACCUUGUGUGAUACACCGAGAUUUCAAGGCCUCUAAUAUAUUGCUGGAGAAUAACUUCAGUCCUAAAGUUGCUGAUUUUGGACUGGCUCGCUCAGCCCCGGAAGGUCAACAGGACUAUGUGUCUACUCGCGUGAUGGGCACUUUUGGAUAUGUGGCACCUGAAUACGCCAUGACUGGACACCUACUGGUGAAAAGUGAUGUCUACAGCUUUGGAGUAGUGUUGUUAGAGUUACUCUCAGGCAGGAAGCCAGUCGAUUAUACUCGGCCUCCAGGAGAAGAAAACAUAGUCGCUUGGGCCCGACCAUUAAUUGAAAGGAGAAACAAGCUUCAUGAGUUAGCAGAUCCUCGGAUGGGAGGCAAAUACCCUUCCGAUGACUUUGCACGUGUGGCCGCUGUAGCUGGUACCUGUGUAGCUCCUGAAUCGAGCGAUAGGCCAACAAUGGGAGAAGUAGUUCAGCAACUGAAGUCGGUCAUUCGCAGUCAUGAUUAUGCAUCAGGUCGUGACACAGAAAGAGGUAUGAGCAGCGAAGGCGAGAGAGAAGGUCCUGUGGAUACUCCUACAUCUGUUGCUGCUUCAAAUAGGUCAUUUCCGAUCACACGGCAUGCACACAGGUCCACAGUUACCACGUUUGGAUCUGAUGGCUCAUCUUCCAUGUUCUCAUCGGGUCCCUUUUCGGGUCUUAUUGGAAUUGAGAACGACGCCUUGACAAGAACAACGGUGAUAUCUGAAGACCUACAAGAAGGCAGAUAAUGAAGUGGUUCAUUUUUCACUCUGCUCAGUUAGCCUGAGCUCAUGAGGAUCUUUGAAAACUGCCGUCACGGAGAUGACGCAUCUGAUGAAUUAAGAAUAACGCCAUGGUUCUGCAUUGAAACCACGGUCCGAAUCAUGGUUUAUCCUUUUCAGUUAGCUACUACCUGAAUCUUAGCUUUCAAGCAUAAGAACAAUCAUCUAACGUACCCGGAUUGCGAUAGACCUGAGUUGAAUGGAAGCUGGUCGGCACCUGCUGAAAAUGUAGAGAUUGUUCAAGACCACAAGAAGGCGUAAUUUCUGUCUUGGAAAUGGAGAUUGGCAGUGUCACGAAUGAUUGAUUCCAACAAUUUGCGGCUGAAGAUUGCCGGUUCUCUCUACCUUUAUGCCUUUACUUCUGGCAUAACAUGCUCAAGAACCGUGUUCAAACAUUUAGGUGAAUAUUAAGCUCCAAAGGGAUGGGACGGGUAUCUCGCGGCGCAACAUCGGAAAAAUUGAAUUGGUCCUUGUUCUGGCAAUACUGGGCAUGAAGGAGCAAUAAUGUGCUCUUGACCCAGGCUAUGACCCACAAGCUGUUCUGUUUGCGCUCCUGCGGGGUUCCGGCUUUCAGGAUUGGUUGAUGUAAAGUAUCCUGUAUCACUAUGUUGGUCUCCUGAGAAUUGUGUAUCUUCAAUAUCUGUACGAAGUUUUUUGAGUCAAGGGCUCGCUGAUUGGAAAUGCCAAUUUUGUUAAAUUUUUUUCAAAAUUAAGAGGUGUGAGCAGGUGUGAAUUUGCACUUGUAAUCUGACUAA